AUGACAGUGAGACAGUAUGCAUCAAAAUUUGUGGAGUUGUUGAGAUUUGCCCCACACUUGGUCCACACUGAGGCACUGAAGGCCGAGAAGUUUGAGCGAGGCCUAAACCCCAGAAUUAUGGACUCCCUUCUUGCAUUGAAAAUUAGAAAGUUCGCAGACUUGGAAGAUAGAGCAGUGAUACUUGAGGAGAAUUUACGAGUCCGGGCAGGGGAAUUCAAUCAAAGGAAGAGGCCAUUUUAUGCCAUGGAGCAAAAUAAGGGCAAGAGACCUAUGUACAGCUCGAUGCCCGAGCCAAUCCAAGUGGUCAAACCUCCCCAACGUGGUACAACAGCGCCUCACCCCGCAUGCCAAAACUGUGGCAAACGUCAUGUCGGGAAGUGCCUUAUGGGGACUAACAUCUACUUUAAAUGUGGUAAGAUAGGUCAUUUGGCACGGGAGUGUACAAUGCUUGUGGCUCCUAAUACUCAAGUGCAGAAUCAAAGGCAGAAGAAUCUAGCACCGGCUCGAGUUUUUGCGUUAACAUUUGAUGAUGCUGAUACUUCUCCUAAUGUGGUAACAGGUAUUCUUCCCCUAUUUUCGCAUCGUGCUUUAGUACUAUUUGAUUCUGGUGCUACGCAUUCAUUUAUAUCUCGUAAAUAUGCAUGCCUGAGCGAGAGAGCACCUGAACCUCUUGAGCCAGUGAUGUCUGUUUCUUCACCUCUUGGGAAAUCCAUGAUUUGUCAGUUUGUGCUGAAGGGUUGUGCGAUAAAGAUACAAGAUUGA
Messenger RNA from Carya illinoinensis, 762 nucleotides. RefSeq lists its product as uncharacterized. The coding region runs from base 1 to 762 and encodes 253 amino acids. Lineage: Eukaryota; Viridiplantae; Streptophyta; Magnoliopsida; Fagales; Juglandaceae. The transcript has a single exon. The record is from RefSeq and is a predicted model, not a curated record. Gene Ontology annotation, molecular function: zinc ion binding; nucleic acid binding.